AUGGCUCAAGAGGAGCAACGUGGGAAUUGCGAAACUGGAUUACCUGUUAUCGGCGCACACACAGACGAUAUCGAGUUGCAAGGAGCACAACCAAUAACGAGAACCGAGAACCAAGAGGUUACAGGUGACAAGUUCUCACCUUACGACAUAUCCAGUGCACCUAAGGUCUCCACCGGCCUCCCAUCCGAAUUAUGGACUAUCGUACAAUCUGCGCCGGCAAGCUUUGAGCCACAGUAUUUUCUUGAAGUCAGCCGCAAUCUGCUCGAAAAUCCCAACAGGACAUCGUCGCAUCUGUCACGUGCAGAGCUUUCGUAUCAGAGUUUCACAGACGCUACGUUCAACCCCACAGCCAGUACCUCGGAGGAUCUAGCAAGCAUUGUCAAGCAUCUGCGACCAGAAUGCCGACCGCAACUGAUUGAUGGAGGUGUAGAAGGGUACGAGCUCGAGUACACAGUUGUGCGAAAACUUAUACCUCGAAAUCCGAAGUUGGAUGACUCGUUGAUGCAGACUUGUCACUUGUUCGUGUCACAUCAAGACAUCACUGUCACAAGUCCGCGUGGAGACGAAGAGACUGUAAAGGCUGAGCGGUACAUGGUCGUAUACAUUCCUCAUGCCGCUACACCGGAAGCUAUCCCCUAUUACCACCCAAAAGUUCGCUCUUUGGCAAUGCUAUACACCUACUUCCCACCUUCCUCACAUUCACCACCUAAGUUCCUGAUUCCCACAUCCGGACACUUGUCCAUUCAUUACUGCUUCUUCCCUACACUUCCACUGGAUAACCGUCUCUCUCGGACAGCUCUCAAGCUCUUGGAGGUCAUACAUAAGCACUCACGUGGCCAGCAAGCUGGGUAUACGAAACGCGUCCAUCACGACCAAGUGAUUGGACAGAAGAGAUUCCAGGAUACUUACGCGUACCUCAAGGGCAAGUAUGCGAAAGAGUUGAUCGAGGGAUGGGUGGAGCAGACACCGGCCGAGAAACACGUCUUUGAGGAUCUAGGGAUUGCAGCGUUUCUGAUGGAGCUCUGGGGAGACAUGUACCGCUCCAAGAACGACACGAACAGGCAAAACUGCGAAAACGGGGACGCGGAGGACGAAGAAGGCGAGGCCGAGCAAAGGACCAAAACAGCGCAAGCCAACUUCCCAGGCUUCGUAGAUAUAGGCUGUGGAAACGGUCUUCUCGUCCACAUUCUCAACGCCGAAGGCUGGCACGGCUGGGGUUUCGACGCCCGCCGAAGAAAAACAUGGGACACCUUCCCACCACAGCACAGCCAAAAGCUACAAGAGAUGCUUCUAGUACCCGAGAUCAUUCAGCCACUUUCUUCAACCUCAACUGAUUCCUCAACACUACACCACAAUGGUGUUUUCCUGCCCGGCACCUUCAUCAUCAGCAACCACGCCGAUGAACUGACGCCUUGGACACCUUUACUGGCUUACCUGAACUUUUCACCUUUUAUCGCCAUACCAUGCUGUUCGCAUGACUUUGGUGGUACAAGAUUCCGCGCGCCGGUGCAUGCGAAACAUGUCAUUCCUGAUCCAACGACUACGGCGUCGAAGAAGCCCAAGCAACCUUCUGCGUAUGCUAGUCUAUGUAGUUGGGUGUGCCAUUUGACGGAGGAGACGGAGUAUGUGGCCGAGAAGGAGCAUUUGAGGAUUCCUAGUACUAGAAAUAUUGCUGUGCUGGGGAGGAAGUCGCUCAAGGAAGAUGAACCGAAGGACAGCCGGGCGAGUGUGGAGGAGAGACUAGAGUUCUUGAGGGCCUUGGUAGAGAAGGAAAUGGGUGGGCAAACCAUUGGGCAGAUUUGCGCCCUGUGGAUGAAGAGUGGUGAUGGACUGUUGAAGAGUGGCAAGAGCGGACAUUGA
This is a messenger RNA of Alternaria atra, 1860 nucleotides long. RefSeq lists its product as uncharacterized. Gene Ontology annotation, molecular function: tRNA (uridine) methyltransferase activity. The transcript has a single exon. Lineage: Eukaryota; Fungi; Ascomycota; Dothideomycetes; Pleosporales; Pleosporaceae. Gene Ontology annotation, biological process: tRNA methylation. Bases 1 to 1860 code for a protein of 619 amino acids. The record is from RefSeq and is a predicted model, not a curated record.